This is a messenger RNA of Trichoderma citrinoviride, 1524 nucleotides long. RefSeq lists its product as hypothetical. NCBI's taxonomy places the organism in Eukaryota, Fungi, Ascomycota, Sordariomycetes, Hypocreales, Hypocreaceae. Gene Ontology annotation, cellular component: RNA polymerase II transcription regulator complex. The transcript is spliced from 3 exons. The record is from RefSeq and is a predicted model, not a curated record. Gene Ontology annotation, biological process: positive regulation of transcription by RNA polymerase II. Gene Ontology annotation, molecular function: DNA-binding transcription factor activity; protein dimerization activity. Bases 1 to 1524 code for a protein of 507 amino acids.
AUGGAAACGCAGACGCAGCAGCGAAUGCUGCCCAGCAAGAUGGCGGGACUCCCCAACAUCCUCAACAGCGAGGAGCAAGCCCCUUCGUCCGCUGUACCAGCUGCUCCCGCUCCCCAGUUGCGCGAUUCUGGAUUCUACUCGACCCACGAGACGUCAAGCAAGCACGCUUCUACAGCCUCCUUCACGACCGCUGGUCUCAGCCCGGCCGGAUCUGGCUAUUCGUCCGUUGACAAGACGCCCUCCCCCGUCGCCACCAACAUGCUACCUCACGCCUUGGUCUCACCAGCUGCCAGCAACAUGAGCGUGGCCUCGAUGGUCUCUCCCAACCCUACCAACCCGAUUGAUCGGAGAUUCGACCGACCAACUUCGCUGGACACGGCCAGCAUGUCAGGGGCAACCCUGGGAGAAGGGCUCGCCUCUGUUGCAGGCAGCCGGCGUGAGAGCGUAGACAGCAGAAUCAACCAAAACUUCAGCGAUAUGCGAUUAGGCGGCUCUCCAUACACCAGCAACAACCAGUCCACAUCCUCCAUCCAGAGUACCCUGCACCACCAGCGCAAUCCCAGGCCCAACUUCGAGGCCCUUGCCGUGCACCGAAUCUCAAACGGAUACCUGCCCAGCGCUGAGCGAAACCCAGAGCCUGCCAAAGUCGUGCGAACCGCUCCUACGAUUACUGGUCCUACAACCGGGCUCAUUGCCCGUGCAGCCGAGCCGACUAAGGGUCAGGCCUGGGCUUUCCCUGAGGACGAUCUUCGAGGAGGUGACAACCAGAGGGUUGGCAACAACCUCUUGAACAACCACUCGUCCUAUGAUGUCUCUCGCCGCAGCAGCAUCACCGAGUCCAUCGCCAGCAGCCAGUUCACGACAGAGUCGAGACUGCCUGCGGGUCAGCGCAGAUUUGAAGAUGGCUCCCAGCUGUCGCGGAUGAACUCAUCCGAUUUCCCCCCUGUUCACCACCACACCAUUCCGCACAAGCAGCUGAGCAACCUACAAGCCGAGGAGUCCAAUGGGGCCUCCGGUUCGCAGCCCUACAGCAGAACCCCCGAGCUGCGAGUCAGCCAUAAGCUGGCCGAACGGAAACGAAGAACCGAGAUGAAGGAGCUGUUUGAUCAGCUGCGUGAUUUGAUGCCGCAGGAGCGGGGAUCCAAGGCAUCCAAGUGGGAAAUUCUCACCAAAGCCAUCGCUGAGCACCAGAGACAGAGUGACCACAUUCGGCUCCUCCAAGGCCACAUCAACUCGCUCAUGGCCGAUAAUGACAUGUUGCGGCGAGAGCUGUCGGGAAUGCGAAUGGAGCAGCAGCACACUCAGUAUGCGGGCGGCAUGGACCGCCAGCACGGACAAGGACCGCCCCCGGGACACGCCGGCCAGGCGGCUCCCUACUCAUCUGAUCCGUAUGCGAGCGCGCCUCGGACCGAGCUGCCGCCUCUCCGGUCCAUCAGCAACGGCAUCCCGAGCGGCCCGGAUUCCAUGACGGGCGUGCAGUACGAAGCUCCACGGACCAACGGAUACCGACAAGAGCGAUACUAG